AAUGUACACGUACACUCACACUCACACACGUACACGUACACACAAUUUUGUCGUGAUUUCUUUUAUUUGUUUAAAAAUAAUAGUAAAAAUACUGUUAAAGUGUAUAGCUAAAAUGUACAGCAAUGUGUUGAGUGUUUUGCAUACGUUUGCGCACAAUUUGGCGCAAUAGGAAGAGCGAAUAUUCGCCAACCAAACGCAAAAGACAACAAAUUGUUCGCAAAGAGAGGGAGGAGAGAGAAUUUUAUGCAGCGAGCGAGAGUUAUUUAUUUCAUAAGAAAUUUGUUAAUAAAACUGCCAAAAUGGAGCGGCGCGUAAAGCUAAAGACUAUUAAUCCGCAUAUAACGUGUAAAAUAUGUGGUGGCUAUUUCAUAGAUGCUACCACAGUGACCGAGUGUCUGCACACAUUUUGCAAAAGCUGCCUGGUCAAACACUUGGAGGAGAAAAAGACAUGCCCCACCUGCGACAACAUUAUACAUCAAUCACAUCCGCUGCAGUACAUCAGCUUCGAUCGCACCAUGCAGGACAUUGUGUACAAAUUGGUGCCAAAACUUCAAGAAGAUGAAUCGCGGCGUGAACGAGAUUUCUACAAGAGCCGAAAUAUGCCAUGCCCCAAGGACAUAACGCAAAAUCACGACGAUGACAACGAGAAGGUGAUGGACGCGCAUGCCGAAUCCGAUUUCCAUCGUCUCGACGAACAGGUCAACGUGUGCCUCGAGUGUAUUAGCAAUAACUUUAAGAAUCUGCAAAGACGCUUCAUACGCUGCAGUUCGCAGGCGACGAUAACGCAUCUCAAAAAGCUCGUCGCUAAGAAGAUACUCAAUGGCAUCGAAAAGUAUCGGGAGAUCGAUAUACUGUGUAAUGAGGAACUGUUGGGCAAGGAUCACACGUUGAAAUUUGUCUAUGUGACACGUUGGCGCUUUCGAGAUCCACCGUUACGGCUGCAAUUUCGUCCGCGUGUCGAGCUUUAACACAAGCAAAUGCAAAAAUGAUCUAUAUAUAUAUU
Messenger RNA from Drosophila hydei, 1003 nucleotides. It is a transcript of the gene l(3)73Ah, whose product is annotated as polycomb group RING finger protein 3. Gene Ontology annotation, biological process: regulation of transcription by RNA polymerase II. Gene Ontology annotation, cellular component: PRC1 complex. Lineage: Eukaryota; Metazoa; Arthropoda; Insecta; Diptera; Drosophilidae. Bases 300 to 968 code for a protein of 222 amino acids. The transcript is spliced from 4 exons. The record is from RefSeq and is a predicted model, not a curated record.